AUGACUAAUAGUAAUAGACUCCCAAGAAUAUCAAAAUUAAAAUUUUGGUCCAAGAAUAAAUCCUCGACGGCAAAUUCUAAUAAAAUUCUGAAAGAGUUUCUUUCCGCAGCAUGUGAUGACGAGAUAGACCGCAUACAAUUGCAGCAUCAUUUGUUCCGAGUUACCUGGGACGGUAAUUACAAGUCCCAUAUAGAGGAAUCUUUACGGUCCGGCUGCGAUGUACUAGAUCUUGGGUGUGGGCCGGGCACCUGGGUCGCUGAAAUGUCAGUAGAUUACCCCAAUUCCAGAAUAAUUGGAAUAGAUAAGGACAAUAUAUUUCCAGAUCAAAAACCCACAAAUGCCCAAUUUAUCAAGUGUGAUUUAUUGGAUAAACUCCCGUUCAAAGACAAUCAUUUUGAGUUUGUUCACUACCGAGGUUUUGUCAUGUGGUUUUCAGAGGCUGAUUGGAAAAAAGGUUUGAAGGAGGCUUUGAGGGUGGUGAAACCUGGUGGCUAUCUAGAGAUUCUAGAAUCCGGCACCAUACCACAAAAUGCAGGCCCCAAAUCUAAUGAACUAUUAGCUGCCCUAAGGAAUUACUUAGAGUCCAUUAACAAAAACCCCUACAUGCUACCGCAUAUCGGUGAUAUAAUGGCAAGCACGAAAGAGUUUUCUCAUAUCUACUGUGAAGUGACAAAAAUACCGAUAGGUCAACAUGGGGGAAUAUUGGGAAAGUUGUCUGAAUAUAUUAACCUUCGCACGUUCCGACUUUUAAGCUCGAGACUGGCGGCUCACUUCUUAAAUGUAACAGAGGACGAAUACGAAGAAAAAUACAUUCUUUCGUACAUGAAAGAACUAAGUGCCUACAAAAUGUUUUUUUAUCAGUAUCGUUUCUAUGGGCGGAAGAAAGAAAAUGAAGAUCAGGAAUUGAUCGUUUAUGAUGCUGAAUUAAGAGAGAUAAAGGAGGAGAAUCAAUGCUGA
Messenger RNA from Entrophospora sp. SA101, 957 nucleotides. The record is from the annotation of a GenBank genome assembly. Lineage: Eukaryota; Fungi; Glomeromycota; Glomeromycetes; Entrophosporales; Entrophosporaceae.